Messenger RNA from Chelonoidis abingdonii (Abingdon island giant tortoise), 1449 nucleotides. NCBI's taxonomy places the organism in Eukaryota, Metazoa, Chordata, Testudines, Testudinidae. The record is from RefSeq and is a predicted model, not a curated record.
AUGGCCGUGAUUAGCUGCUACGAGCGGCUGAGAAUGGAGAUCCAGGCGCUGAUCACGGAGAACAAGGAGCUCAGGAAGCUGGUGGACUUGAUGAAAGAGAACCAGGAGCUGAAAAACGUCCUGCGGAACCAGUCGCUGGGCGGCGAGAUGUCGCUGUCCACGCUCCCCUCCACCAGGUCCAGUGAGAGAGAACAAACCGGCCCCGCAGCCGGGUCCCCGCUCUUCCGCCAGAGCACCUCCCUGCUGUGGGAUGACUCCAUUGAGGAGGGGCCACUCGCCAGCAACCUGUUCGGCUCGGGCUCCAAAACGUCCUCCCGGGCCAGCAAGACAUCCCUGUCAAAGCACUCAAGCCAGAUCUCUGAGGGUCAGGUCUCUGAGGCCAGGGCCCGAACCCCCGAGUCCUCCUACCGGAGCUCCACCGACUCCAGCAAAAAGUACAUGCACACCCGGCUGCCCUCCAGCGUCAAUUUCAAAGGCGCAAGCCCCGUUUCUCCGGGGAUGGCCGUGAUUAGCUGCUACGAGCGGCUGAGAAUGGAGAUCCAGGCGCUGAUCACGGAGAACAAGGAGCUCAGGAAGCUGGUGGACUUGAUGAAAGAGAACCAGGAGCUGAAAAACGUCCUGCGGAACCAGUCGCUGGGCGGCGAGAUGUCGCUGUCCACGCUCCCCUCCACCAGGUCCAGUGAGAGAGAACAAACCGCCUCCACAGACAGCGUUCCCCACAGCGCCUCGCCAUGGGACACCAACCUCAACGACAACGUCUUCAGCAACGACCCACCCUUGCUCCCGCAGAGUGCCACCUCCCCCACCAGCAGGGCCGCUCCCAUCAGCUUCCAGAUGCCCCCAACCCCACAGGACCCCCAGCGCCCACCAGACGUCAGGCCCAAGGAGAUGACGCGCAAGGUUUUCCGAGCUGCCGAUAGGCCCCAGACACAAGGGGCCACUUCCAAGCCCAACCUCGUCAAAGAUCACAACCAGCUGACCUGGGAGCGCAUCGUGGGGGAAAUCGCCUUUCAGUUGGAUCGCAGGAUCCUCUCCAGCAUCUUCCCCGAGCGUGUGCGGCUCUACGGCUUCACUGUCAACAACAUCCCCGAGAAGAUCAUCCAGGCUUCCACCAACACUAUCUCCAACCAGGUGGAUGAGCAGCAGUGCACAGCGAUGACGCGGCGCUACCUGGAAAUCAUGAACCGCCUGAAGGCAGUGGGGUACAACCCAUGCAUGCACCCCAGCUUCACCGAGUAUAUCGUGAACACCUACGGCAUUCUGCGGGAGCGGCCAGAGCUGGCCGCCUCUGAGAGCGGCUCCUACAACAACGUGGACUUCCUGCGCAAGGUGGUACUGGAGACGGUGCCUGAACCUAUCCGGGACAACGCCCUCAUCCUGCUCGAGUGCCUCGCCCAGCUGGCCAAGGACGACGGCAAGCCCAUGUUCAUCUGGUGAGCUGAGGCCGCC